AUGGCACAGCCUCUCCUCUUUAUUCUCAUGAGUGCACUUUUCUACAAAGUAAAUUCCCUAACCUGCUAUCAGUGCAUACCUGAGACAUCAAUUAAAUGCACUGAAACUAAAGUGGAGUGUCCUGUUGGUCAAUGUGGGACCAUGAGAACCACAUCUUAUAUGGGAAACAACACAUUGGCUGACAUGAUUAGGAAGAACUGCUCUACAACUAAUCAAUGCGUGACUGCAUCUGCAAACUUUGGAAUUACAAAAAUAGUCAUCAACAAUCAGUGCUGCAAUACUAACCUGUGCAAUUCCCAGACUGAACCAGAAUCACCCAAAAUGAUCCCAAAUGGAAUGCAAUGCUACACUUGCAAUGGAGAAGACUGUGUGUCAUCUUUACCUUGUGUUGAUGAGGAAGAUCAUUGUAUCAAGGCAACGGUCUUUAGUGAUGGACAUAUGAUGACAAUGAAAGGAUGUGUGACCAGAAGUUUUUGUAUGGGUGAGCUGUCCACCAAGAUCAGCCAGUCCAGCAUAGCAGCGGACCAGAGCUGCUGUAAAGGACAUCUCUGUAACAGAGCUCAAACCGCUAGCGUGAGCCGCUCGUUUCAGCUGGGCAUUCUGAUGUGUGCAAUACUACAGAUGUCAUUUUGAGCUUCAAUUGCCAUGAACCUCUGAUUCUCGUGAUUUUUAGUUUUACAAAACAAUAAA
Messenger RNA from Sinocyclocheilus anshuiensis, 690 nucleotides. Its product is annotated as urokinase plasminogen activator surface receptor-like. The transcript has 5 exons. The coding region runs from base 1 to 633 and encodes 210 amino acids. Lineage: Eukaryota; Metazoa; Chordata; Actinopteri; Cypriniformes; Cyprinidae. The record is from RefSeq and is a predicted model, not a curated record.